AUGCCCAACAGAGGACAAGGAAAUAACUCCUCUGCUUUAUUCGGUGCACCUCCUCCAACAUCAUCAUUAUCAUCUCUAAUAACAAAUUCCGCCAUGAUGAAUAAUAAUAAUUUAUUGUUAAUGCAGCAACAACAGCAACAGCAGCAACAAGUGGGAAAUAAGGAUCCUGCUACAUCAUAUAAUAAUAAUAAUAAUAACAAUAAUAAUAAUAUUGAAAGUGAAACUAGUAAUGAUAACGAAGAUAGUCAACAAGGAGGAAAGUUUGCUAGUAUUGCCUGUACCUCGUGCAGAAAGCUGCAUCGUAAAUGUGAUAAAACUCUUCCUUGCUGCGCAUAUUGUGUCAAGACUGGAAAACAAUGUGUCUAUCCAUCACCAAGACGUGGAAAACAAUUUCAACAACAGAAAAAAGCAAAUCAAUCAUCAUCCGAUGCUCAUUCACAACUAUUUAAUAAUCCUUCCGUGGAAUCAAUGGAAGGUCCUUCACUAACUAUUCCUACUUCAUCUUUUAAACACAUUUCUAGUACAAGUUCAAUUGAUAGUCAGAGUUCAACCUCGUCAUCGAAUGAUGCCUCACCAAUACACUAUACUCCGUAUGAUACCGGAAAGACUCAACAUGAACUCAAUUAUAAAUAUGUAGCUACACAGAGUUUAGAUAUCUACUAUAGUGUAUUGUGUUACGGAUAUCCACUCAUAGAGAGGGAAAGAUUACAAUCACUAAUUGAUGGAGGAAAACAAAAAAAGAAUGGUCAAAAUACGCCACUCUUUGUUUGGCAAAGUAAAUUGGAUCAAGAAAAGGAUUAUGGACUAUUGUACACAAUGCAGGCCUUGUGUCUUCAACAAUUGGGCCACAAGGAUAUUUCUUCACAACUCUUCCUUAAAGGAAAACAAAUAGUUGGUAAAUUCUUUGAUGAAGUUGACACGUUGAACAUUCCGAUUGCCAUGAAGUUUAUGGCUGAAUAUUUACUAGGCUCAGGAGAAAAGAAGAAGGCACGAGUGCUGACAUCUACUAUUAGAACAAAUAUUGCACCAUAUCUCAAAGGUAGUGGGCUCAUCAACCCUAAUAAUAUGGAUAAGGACUUUGGUUGGAUAGAUAAGGAACCAAGACUUUUCCCAUCUGUUCUAUUGGAGAGUCAACUCAAAUAUUUGGAAUUCUUUUUAACAGAGGAAGAAUCUCCACAAACAUUUAUUUUCGAAGAAUUGGAAAUUUUAGGCCACAACAAGAUGAAAUUAGACCUCUCAAAAGUUGGACCAACCUGUAAGAACCUUAAUGAAGAAAACAAACAAAAACUUUUAGCAAUCAUCAAGACGUAUGAGUGUUUCACCGAUUUGGUAUUUAAUACUUUAGCAAAGAAGGAUGCACUUGUCUACCUGAUAGCUCAACUCACAAACAAACAAGUUCAUUUGGAAAUUUUGCUAAACUGCAGUCCUCAAAUAAUGGACAUUGGUGAGAUGCUCAAAAUUUCUUACCAAAUUAUUGAACUUACAAAGAACAACUUUUUCACAUAUAUUCCUAUUUUCUCUACCAAAGCCAUAGUGCUGGCUUGUAGUGUUAGACUGAAAUAUAAUAAUCAAGGGCUGAAUCCACAUGGUUUUAUAGAUUUUAGAGAUGAUUUAAGAGCUUUAAGAGUGCUGGCUAACCGAUUUACUCUCAUUCAAAAGGAACAUGCCCAGCUCAUCAAGACAAUUGAAAGCGUUUUAUAUACACAGUCGCUGACACAAUCCCACAAGGAUAUUCCAUUUGGCGGUCAACCAUCAUUCACCUCGGAAGAAAAUCCAUUCCAAGCCUUGUUAAAUAAUCCAUCUUCUUCAUUCUCUCCAGAGGCUGCCAUCUCUGAUAUUUUACCACCUAACGGAUACUAUGAUGAUUUUCUGGAUCAUGAACAUGAUAUUGGACUUUAUUCCCAGGGUGAUUUGUUUGCCAGCCAUCUUUUGGAUACUUUCUAUGAAAAUAAUGUGUAUGAAACUCGAUAUAGAAGAAUGAUGGAAGAUGUUAUGGAAGGUUCGGAGAGAUUCUCCAUUUCCAUUCAAAAUAUGAUCAAACAACAACAAGCUCAACAACUUCCAGAUGCCCUCCAAAGAGCUGAGGGUUUAAAGAAGCUACGAUUGGAUUUGGCAAACCAAAUGAUAGAUAUUGCCAAACAACAUAACGAUAUUCCUAGUGUUAUUGAGGCUGAGCUCUUCAGAAGGCAAGUUAUUGCUGCCAAUGUCAAUACACAACAAGCUAUACAACUACAACAAAAUAUAAGAGACAAUCAUCAACAAUUUUCACAAUUCUUGGAAACUGAUUCGAACUUUAUGGAUGAAUAUCCUUUUGAAAUGUAA
Naegleria gruberi is the source of this 2322-nucleotide messenger RNA. RefSeq lists its product as uncharacterized. Gene Ontology annotation, molecular function: DNA-binding transcription factor activity, RNA polymerase II-specific; zinc ion binding. The coding region runs from base 1 to 2322 and encodes 773 amino acids. Lineage: Eukaryota; Heterolobosea; Eutetramitea; Acrasida; Naegleriidae. The record is from RefSeq and is a predicted model, not a curated record. Gene Ontology annotation, biological process: regulation of DNA-templated transcription. The transcript is spliced from 2 exons.